AAUGUCAACACAGAUUUGCCAGAUUUUGACUAUGAGACAGCGAUUUAUUAUGGCGAUUCAAAUGUUAAUAUUGGCGAGCCAUUCUCAAUCACAUGCAUAGUCCCCUUGGCCGAUCCCAUAUUUUGGCUCAAAGAUGGCGAGCCAAUAACGCGGCACAAUCUGCGACACGGACGCGAUGAGCACUCGUACACGCUGUCGGAGAGUGCCAUUGAGGGUGAGAAACACAAAAUCGAGGCACAUCUUAACGUGCGUCACGCGCUUAAAGUGCACGAGGGUCAGUAUAAGUGCAACAACUUGCACACAAGUUACCACAUGUUGCACGUACGCAGUGCCAAUGAGGCGCCUCAACAUCCACAAACAUACUCUCCAUUUGUCGUGACAGCGGGUGGCGUCGGCGGCGGUGACGGUGACGGUGGUGGACAUCUUUCAACAUUCUCGGCGUACGAAACUAUACACGAUCUGACGCCCAGUUCGGUGGAUGAUCUUUUCACAGGAAUAUGGGACACGGACGUGAAUGUGGGCGUUUCGCCGGCUAUGUCACUGCCAACACUAACGACAACAACAACAGCAAGCACCACACAUCGGCGACAACAUCAUCACCAUCAUCAGCAACAAUUGCCACAAAUGCCACAAUUCAAAGCAACAAAUCUGGAUGAGCAGCACAAGUUGAUUUAUAUAAACGCCACAAAUUUCGAUGGUAAACCGUCAUUAACUCUGCCAGAUAGCAGCAGUGACGGUGGCAGUAGUGUUGGUAGUGAACUGGACACACGGUUAAACAAUUUUGAAUAUAUGACGCCAAAAAAGCAUGGCGAAAUAACAACAACGUCCAAUCGCGGUAACAGCGGUGGUGGUGGUGGUAUUGGUGGCGCUAAAUAUCCACCUAUGCCAAAUUUCCCACCGCCACGCUUGACAGUAGCGCCCCCACCGCAUCGUAAUACGGAUCAUCACUACCACAGGAUCACUGCCAGCAACAGUAAUAGCAAUAGCAAUCCCUUCACGACGCACGGCUAUCAACUGACCGAAACACAAUCCACAUUUCCGCUGCAAACGGCCCCGUCAAACUACCAGCAGCCUACACAAAUGUUCACGCCACAACAAAUUGGUGUACAAACAAUGACGCCAAUUGAUAACUACCGCAAGCAAAUACAUCAGCAUCAGCCCAAUCAACAGCAAACUUAUCCACCGCAUCAGUUUAUGAAUCCGAAUUUGAGCCAACAGAAUCAGCGAAAACAGCAGCAACAGCGGCAGCCAGUGUUUCCAAGUGUUACCGCAGUUUCGGUGGGCGGCACUAUGGUGUUACCCACAUCUCUGUCACCACAACCCACUCCCACGGCACAAAUGCCAAUCCGCAAGGAUACUGACUUUUUGGUGCCAAACUAUGAUAAUGCAGAACAUCAGUUAAAAGUAUUUGAAAUCAGAUCACCCCUAGUACUUAGCUGUAACAUAACCAAAGGUGAUGGUGCCGUACUCAAAUGGGAGAAGAACGGUACGGAUGUUGCGAAAGUCAAAGAACUUACAGGACGUUACAGAAUAAUUCAGGCCGAAAGAAAGUUCAUAAUUGACCGAACAGAUAUCUACGAUGAUGGUCUCUACAGUUGUGUAGUCGAUGAUCAGAAGAAAGAUAUUAAUGUAGUUGCUCGCGUUCUUGUACGAGUGCCUUCAAAUACCGGUGUUGUUGAGGGUGAGAAAUUGUCAAUUCUCUGUACAACUGCUGGUACGGAUCCACAAUUGUCUUGGAAGAUUGGUAAUUUAACAAUCUCAAACAGCACAGGUCGUUAUAUGUUGAAACCCGAUGAUAAUCAUGUGAAAAACGCAAUCUUGUCCGUUGAGAAUAUAAGCCUUGAUGAUAGAGGCGAGUAUAAAUGCAUUGGUCGCAAUGACGCCAAUGAGUAUGCUGACUACGCCGAGGCCAGUGACGUUUCAUUUGUUCGCGUUAAGGGCAAACUCGCCGCCUUGUGGCCUUUCCUGGGUAUCUGCGCCGAAGUUCUGAUCCUCUGUGCGAUCAUUCUCAUCUAUGAAAAGCGACGCAACAAGAGUGAAUUGGAAGAAAGCGACACAGAUCCACAAGAUCAUCAGCAAGAAGUAGAACAAGAAGAGGAGACAGAAACGGUGGUAUAUAGUAGAGCUUCUAAAAAAGAUGAUGAUGCAAGCAAAAAUAGUAAUACAAAAGAAAAUAACGGAAAUUAGGAUCACAAUGAGAGGAAAACCGAUUUUUAUAAAAUGCAUAAAAAUGAAAUGAAAAAAAAAAAAAAUAUAUAUAAAUAUAUAUACAUAUAAUCACACUGAAAGUGAUGACAAUGAUAAUAAGAGCGCAAAUAAAAAUAAAGAAUCAAAUUCUUUUUGACGAACCGCAAAGUGGCGUUAAUCUGGCUAUUGAAGAAAGAAAAAAAAAAAAAACGAAUGAAAGCAAGGCUAAAAAUAAGCAUAAUAUUAAUGAG
Anastrepha obliqua is the source of this 2438-nucleotide messenger RNA. RefSeq lists its product as uncharacterized. The transcript is spliced from 8 exons. Lineage: Eukaryota; Metazoa; Arthropoda; Insecta; Diptera; Tephritidae. The record is from RefSeq and is a predicted model, not a curated record. The annotation marks the transcript as partial.